Molecule: messenger RNA, 6012 nt
Organism: Conger conger (European conger)
Lineage: Eukaryota; Metazoa; Chordata; Actinopteri; Anguilliformes; Congridae
Gene: ift140
Product: intraflagellar transport 140 homolog (Chlamydomonas)
Exons: 30
Coding region: 140-4528 (1462 amino acids)
Biological process (GO): intraciliary retrograde transport
Cellular component (GO): ciliary basal body; intraciliary transport particle A; axoneme
Molecular function (GO): protein binding
Source: RefSeq, a predicted model, not a curated record
AACCAGAAGCGACGCCGCUUCACAAGACUUGAAAGGAAAACAUUGGUGGAGUUUUGUCCAUCUCAGGCCACCUUUAUGUUCUUUCUACUAUCAACAGUUUAAAGACAGCACAGAUAACAAAUCUGUUUUCAGCGGGGACAUGGCAGUGUACUUUGAUCAUAGAAUCGAGGCUCCGGAGCCGAACGGUCCUCCGUGUCAAAUUGCAUGGCACUCCACACAUCCUGUGUUAGCAGUGGCCUCAGCCAGUCCCACAGCUGGUGGCUGCGUUGAUCUUUACCUCCAACAGGGAGAGCAUGUGGCCAGCUGUCACGUGGAGCGCUCCUUCCAGCCGACGGUGCUGCGCUGGCACCCCAGCCGGUCGAUGCUGGCCGUCGGCUGGGAGACGGGGGAGGUGCUGCUGCUGACUCACCCCAGCGGAGAGCAGAGCGCUCUCCCGGCCACUCACAGUGAGCCCGUCACCCUGCUGGACUGGAGCAGCACCGGGAGCCGCCUCGUCACAGGAGACCAGAUGGGUGUUCUGGCGCUGUGGAAACUGGAUCCCCGCGGGAGGGUACAGGGCUCCUGCAUCGUCAAACACGAGUACGGCAAAGCCUUAACCUACUCUGUGUUUCGACCCUUGCCCCCGGGAGAGGACAUGAUCCAGCUGGCGCGGGCGGCGGUGAGCGGAGACGAGAGCGCUCUGGACAUGUUCAACUGGAGGAAGACGGGGAAGGGGGCCUCGCUGAAGCUGGGCUCCCUGGAAGCACUGACUUUCUUUGUCAGCACUGCUGAUGGAUAUGUACACUGUGUGGAUGAGAAGGGCAAGAGCAGCCCUCUCCUGACUGUGGACGGCUCCGUGCAGAAGCUGCUGUUCCUGGAGAAACGUGAUGUGCUGGCUGUGAUCACAGAAACCCUGAUGCUGUCGCAGUACCGCCUGGGGCCUGAGGGGGGAGCCCAGGAGCUCAUAAAGGUGAAGCUGAGUGGGAAGAGCGGGCAGAUGGCGAACAUCGCCUGGGCAGAUCACGGCCUGCUCAUCACUGCCACAGGGGAACAGGUCAUCAGACUAUGGGACCUCGAGAGGGAUGAAAACUACGCGCUGUCCCUGGAUGAGGGCCUGGGCUUUGAAAAGGCAGAGACGCUCAACUGCGUGUCAUACUGUGCAGCUAAAGACAUCAUUGCAGCAGGAACAGGGAGGGGUCGCAUUGCCAUGUGGCAGAGGGUGUCUUCAGUGAGCCAUGGAGAAGAGGUCCAUGGCCAGUGGAAGCUACAAACACCGACUGAGUUUGAAGGGAACAUCACCCAGCUGCAGUGGGGCUCCAGCCUGAACCUGCUGGCGGCCAACGGGGUGAGCACCGUGCUGAUCCUCUGCGAGCACGUUAUGUCCGCCCACUUCAGCCAGCAGGUGGCGGCGGUGCAGCUUGCUCCCAGCCAGCUCAGUCUGUACAGCUUCAGCUCCGGGAGCCAGCUCAGCCUGCGCUCCGACACGCACGUCAAGGGCGUCUGCGUCGCCAAGGACACAGUGGCCGUGUGGAACGGGAAACAGGUGACCGUUUACGAAAUGUCGGGGACGACCCUGCACAGCACGGGCUCUUUCCCCUGUGAAUCCCAAGCCCUCGCCAUGUACGAGGAGAAUAUCUACACUGUAGAGCCCAACAGGGUGCAGGUCCGCACCCUGCAGGGCACAGUUAAACAGCUCCUGGUGUUCUCUGAAGUGGAGGGGAACCCGGUUCUGUUGAAUGUAUGCGGCACCUUCCUGGCAGUGGGCACCGACACCGCACACUUCAAACUCUUUGACUUAUCCCGCAGAGAGGCCAAGCCGCACUGCAGUGCUAAAAACCUGAGUGAGAUAACCUCAAAUGUGGGAGCUCUACUGUCAGUCAAGUGUAAUGCCAACGGCAGUCACGUCAGCGUUCUCCUUGCUCAGGUCAGUGGAAGGCCUGACCACAAGGUCUACUUCUAUGAUGUGGAGAUGGACACAGUAUCGCACUUUGACUUCUUCACCGGUCGACCGCCCAGUGGAGUAUCGCAAACAGAAGACCCGGAGAGUGGCCAGUCCCAGAAUGCCGAGCUGCGUGGCCGCUGCCCCGUCUCCCAGUUCUGGGACGAGAGCGAGCCGCGGCUGUUCGCCUGCGAGACGGUGCGGACGGCGGACCCGCGGUGCUCGUCCCUGCCUGACGGCCUGGGAGAGAUGGAAGUGCUGGUGGUGUCCUUCUUCUGCACCCAGGAGCACGGGCUGCUGCUGCAGGACUCCUACCUGAAACCAGCUGGGGUGCAGGCCCUGCUGGCGCUCGACGUGCCUUUUUAUUACUUCUCCUGUAAGCCUGGAGAAGGAGAAGCGGAGGCGGAGGAGCCCCCUGGGUCAGCCCCGACCCCGGCCCCAGUCCCACAGUCCUCUGCUCCUCCCAUGGUGUCUCGCCGGGCGUUCCGAGACUUCGUGGGCCUGGAGGAGUGUGACAAGCCCACUCGUGACGCCAUGCUCAACUUCAGCUUCUACCUGACCAUCGGCGACAUGGACGAGGCCUUCAAGUCCAUCAAGCUCAUAAAGAGCGAGGCGGUGUGGGAGAACAUGGCACGGAUGUGCGUGAAGAACCGGAGGCUGGACGUGGCGCGGGUCUGCCUGGGGAACAUGGGCCACGCCCGGGGGGCCCGGGCCUUGCGGGAGGCUGAGGCAGAGCCUGAGCUGGAGGCCAGGGUGGCAGUGCUGGCCACACAGCUGGGCAUGCUGGAGGAUGCAGAGAGACUGUACAAGAGCUGCCAGCGCUACGACCUCCUCAACAAGUUGUACCAGGCUGCCGGCCAGUGGCAGCGCGCCGUGGAGACCGCAGAGACCCAUGACCGGGUCCACCUACGCACCACCUACUACAGCUACGCCAAGCACCUGGAGGCCAUGGGCGACCGCAACAUGGCCCUUGUGUACUACGAGAAGUCCGACACCUACAGGUUUGAGGUUCCCAGGAUGCUCUUGGAGGACGUGCUGUCUCUGGAAAUCUACGUCAACAAAAUGAAGGACAAGAGCCUGUUUAAGUGGUGGGCUCAGUACCUGGAGAGCCAGUCAGACAUGGAGUCGGCGCUGCGCUACUACGAGUACGCACAGGACUUCCUGUCCCUGGUGCGGGUGCACUGCUACCUGGGAAACAUACAGAAGGCGGCGGAGAUCGCCAACGAGACGGGGAACCGAGCCGCCUCAUACCACCUGGCACGGCAGUACGAGAGCCAGGAGGAGAUCAAGCAGUCGGUGCACUUCUACACACGAGCCCAGGCCUACAACAACGCCAUUCGCCUCUGCAAGGAGAACGGCCUGGAUGACCAGCUGAUGAACCUGGCCCUGCUCAGCAACCCAGAGGACAUGAUGGAGGCCGCUUGCUACUAUGAGGAAAAGGGCAAUCACAUGGACCGGGCUGUCAUGCUUUACCACAAGGCGGGCCACUUCUCCAAGGCCCUGGAGCUGGCCUUCUCCACACAGCAGUUCGGAGCACUGCAGCUGAUCGCCGAGGACCUGGAUGAGAAAUCCGACCCAGCCCUGCUCGCUCGCUGCUCCGACUUCUUCAUCAAGCACUCCCAGUACCAGAAGGCAGUGGAAAUGCUGGUGGCAGCCAAGAAGUACCAUGAGGCCCUCCAGCUCUGCCUGGACCAGAGCCUGACCAUCACCGAGGAGCUGGCGGAGAGCAUGACGGUGUCGCGGGACUCCAAGGACCUGCCUGAGGAGGCCCGCAAAGAGCUGCUGGAGAAGAUCGCCGACUGCUGCAUGCGACAGGGAAACUACCACCUAGCCACCAAGAAGUACACACAGGCUGGCAACAAGCUCAAGGCUAUGCGGGCGCUGCUGAAGUCUGGAGACACGGAGAAGAUUGUGUUUUUUGCAGGGGUUUCCCGCCAGAAAGAGAUCUACAUCAUGGCUGCUAACUACCUGCAGUCCCUUGACUGGCGCAAGGACCCUGAGAUCAUGAAGAACAUCAUCGGUUUCUAUACCAAAGGGAGAGCCCUUGACCUCCUUGCCGGCUUCUAUGAGGCUUGCGCCCAGGUGGAGAUUGAUGACUACCAGAACUAUGAGAAGGCACUGGGGGCGAUGACAGAGGCCUACAAGUGCCUGGCCAAAGCCAAAAUGCGCAGUACAGAGGAGCAGGAGGGCAGGCUGGCUGACCUGCAGCACAGGAUCACUCUGGUGAAGAGGUUCGUCCAGGCCCGCAGGGUAUAUGAGGAGGACCCAGGGGAGGCUGUACGCUUGUGUGACACGCUGCUAGAAGAAGCAGAUCUGGACCCUGCUGUCCGUAUCGGAGACGCUUACGGCUUCCUGGUGGAGCACCACUGUCAACAGGGCAGCUACCAGGUGGCCCACCGUAAGCUGGAGGAGAUGCUGAAGCGGCUGCCCUCCGUCAACGUGAGCUACUACGUGAGCCAGCGCAGCCUGGAGGCGCUGCAGCUAGCCGUGGGCGUGCCCCUGGGGGGGGUCCGGGGGGCGCCGCUGGGCCGCAGCACCCGCAGGGACAGCGGAGGGGAGGAGGACGAGGUGGAAGAGGAGGAAGUUCUAGAAGCCCAUCAGGGGGACUGAGCCUCCUCACCCUCUCCUCUUCCUCCUCGCCCGGCCUGAGCUGGGGAAACCUCCACAGGGUAACUGGUACGUGCUGCACAGGGGCCCCUGCCUUACCAAGGUGCCAUCUAUGAUGUGGAGGUCCUCUUUCUUCCAGACGUGUGAACGAUCCCACAGCCACCCUUGGGAUAGAGAGAGAGACAACGUGAGCACCACCACACAAUGUGUGGAACAGGACCCAGAACAGUACACCGCUUGACUGGGAACAUUAUGCUCCCAGUCUAUCAACAGAAAUACACAGGAGCACCGAACGCCUGUUUUCUUCCAGCCAGCCUACCAUUAUCUUGCUUUAAUAUUCAGCUCUCUCUGAAGAUAUCUUCACUGUUCCCAUGCCUUGUCUCAAUCUCAUGCCUCAGUCGUCUGCUAAUGAGACUUGCUCUGGGUUUAGAACAUCUAAAUAUUUAUAUUACUAUGCAUAUACUAUACCUAUACUUUCCUUGUAGAAGAUAUUGCUUUGGAUUUCUCAAAUAUAAAUCACCCUUGUCCUUAUGAAACUAAACAGACUGAAAAAGGGAAAUAAUUGACAACUUAAUGAUUUUCAACUUAAGAUACAUUUAAAGGGAAACUUCUGGAAAUAAUUAUGAACUUAAAAUACAGAGAAUGCUAAAGUAAUUUGGUUCCAUUUUCACAUUGCUUUCUUUUUUAUUUUGUGUUUAAAAAGUUGGAGGCCUUUGUUUAUUAAGUGAAUGGCGAUGCACUGUGGGAUUGCUGGCUUUUGCUCAAAACUGUCCGUUUUUGAAGGGGCAGUCUCAUUUUCCAGGGAUGUCAGCAAUCCAGGAGAACCAGCACUCCCAUCAUGCACUGCUCCCUUGAACUCACAAAGGUUGGAGACUUUUUGAAAAUAAGUUUUAAAAAAAUGUAAGUAAGCCAUUUUAAAACAGGAGAUCAAACCAUGAAUUCUUAAUGCAUGUUUUUUCCCUUUAAAUUUUUGAUGUCUGCCUGAGCAUUUUUACCGUUCUCAUACCAGUCUGCUGUUUGCCUUUCCAGAGUGGCUCUAAUGAAUGAAUCCUUAAUUAAUCUUGCCCAGGUAUUGAUCUGUCUUUUUUGGGAGGCACUUGUAUUGGAGGUGACUAAGUAUAAGAUAUCAGGAGCCAAAGUUGCUCCCAAGCAUGUACUGGGUCUUCUCCUUCUCCAAAUGAUCUCAGGGAAUCUGCAAAGGUCUGUAUGCCAAGGUCCUGCCCCUUCUGAAAAUCAUUGCUGAUGCAGAAGACACCUUGAUAGUUAAUUCGCCACACCUGAACUAUGUACACAUGAUUAUAAAAAGUACAUACAACGUAGAUUCGUUCACAUAAGAAUUUCAAAUUGUAAUGUGUGCAUAGUGUGUUCAUACAUCAUUUUAUACAUGUGCAGCAAUGUGUCUGCAUUCUGGAAAUGUAGAUAUUUUUAAAAUACAUUCUGUACAGUAUUCAAUUUUUUCAAUAAAGUUUUUCUUCUGUUCCUUUGUA